Molecule: messenger RNA, 7474 nt
Organism: Xyrichtys novacula (pearly razorfish)
Lineage: Eukaryota; Metazoa; Chordata; Actinopteri; Labriformes; Labridae
Source: the annotation of a GenBank genome assembly
GUUGUGUCUCCAGAGGAGGGGGCCUUUCCUUUCCUGCUGAAGUGAACACAUCGGCCAUUGAGGAUAAGUUGGACAUAUCGAAGCUAAAGGCGGCUGUUAGAAAAAAGAGACACUCCCUGUUUUAAUAAAACACCUCAGCCUGCCGGAUCCCCGCUCCUUAUGUCCGCGGACAGCGACGACGUUUGAUUGUGUCGGCGGUGAUCUGCGCCAGGUGUGGGGGCCACGGAGAGAGAAAAUGUCAUCUUUUUCAUGGAGGUAAGGUUUAAAGAGAUGAUAAUUAAAUAUAUCUGAGCUGAUUCAUGACUUACAGGUAUAAACGAGUGUCUUUUAGCUGUUCUAGUUUCUACUUCAGAGCUGACCGGUAUUAGUUAUAGUUACUUUGUGUUUUUUUUAGUCAAACAGUUAAAGUAACAUUAACAGAAACACGACAUUAUUGAUCACCAAUCAAAUCACAGCUUUGUAAUUCCGUAAAACUGUUUUUAGUGAUAAAUUACUGUGUCAAGACGGGGUUCUAAGAAAUGCCAAAAUCCCUAAACUAAAGAGAGACCCUAAUCUGAAAUACCGCGAGAGUUCAGUCCUCAGCUGGAGAGAGUUAACGUCCAUAAAAUCAAGAGUUAGGGCUGGGCGAUAUGGGGAAAAGUUUAUCACAAUAUAGUUUUUCAUAUCAGUCGAUAUUGAUAGAUAAAUGAAAUCUAACAGGGAUUAUUGGUCGCUUGUCUUUUACUGCAUCUGUGAGGUCGUUUGCUGCAUUCCAGUUGUUCUUGGAAGUCGGAAUUUCCGAGCUCAGAGUCGGUAAUUCAUCUGGAACGCCCCCCUGAAGUAAGAUAUCUGAUUCGGAAAGUCCGACGAUCCUCACCAACCUCGAAUUGACGACAACAUCAUAAUUCAAGAUGGCAGCACAGUGCAUCAACAGUAAAGAGUUACAGUGAAAGAUCUCGUAAUGUUUUAUUUAUUAGCACUUCUGUUUUGUUUUUGUGAAAUUAAAUAAGUGGUAUAUGUUUUACUGCCCAAUGUCGAACUGUGAACGCAGUGCUAUGGUGUUUGUAAAAGUAAAAAAUUGUGUCAUGGGUUUGUCUACAACUGGUAUAGCUAACAACAACUAACAAUUUAUAACAACAGCUGACAACGGGUAACUAUAGUCGUCCAUCUUGGUUUUCCGCCUUGUUAACUUGAACGCCGUCAACUUGGGUGUAACAUCAUUCCCAGCUCCGACAUCCAACUUCAUAGGUAACUGGAAAGCAGCAUUUGUGUCUCAUCGAUGUUUGUCGUAAGGCGUUGCGCUACAGAAAACAGACUGAAUGAUUAGAUAUUCCCCGACUUUGUGAGAACAUGUACUCGACAUAAUUUACAGUCCACAUUACUCUGCUUCAUGUCCGACCUCAAAAAAACCAAAAUACCUCCACACCACCGACGUUGUUGUUGUCGAUGUGGUCAUCUGUUGAGCCUUCAUGGUCAUUUCUGUCGGGGGUAGCACUCAUUUUCUUUGUUUCUCACCAACAGUGCUGUCGGCUUCACCUGUUAAAGUGCUAUGGUUGGGUGGAGCUGCUGUCUGCUACGACACAGUUGGUUGAUACUUGGUUCUAAUGCUACGUUCGAGUUACCUCAGAAGUCUGAAGUUUCAGUUACGAAGUCGGAAAAAGCAAAACCGAAGGCAGAAACAAGAUGACUACAUCUACUAGAGUUAUUUUAGCACUUGCCUGGUCCAAAUAUAAGCCAAGCGCUAAAAUAACUUUCGUAGAUGUUGCCAUCUUGUUUCCACCUGUGAUUUUGCUUUUUUCCGACAAACGCUGGUGUGACGUCAUUCUCAGCUCGGACUUCCGUGGUGACUUGAAAGCAGGAUAAUUCAGCUCAUGAUUGGUUCAGCGCGGCGCAAACUCGGAGCAACUCCCCUUUUCAUUGGCUAUUCGUAUAGUCGACCAAAACAUGACAGAAUGCUGACUAUCAAAAAGCAUAUUGAUCAUGUUUUAUAUCGACAUUGAGGGGAAUUAAUUUCCAAUAUAUAUCGUUAUCGUUUUAUCGCCCAGCCCUAUACAUCAGCUUCAUUGAUGAAGAUCGUCUGUCUGGUAUCUGAAAGUAACAGUCACACAGUUUCUGUGAUGAACCGGGCCUCUAAUCUUCCUGCAGAACCAGGGAGUUCUGGUCCAUAUUGAGGCUCAUACAGGCGUUGACUCUCUCCUCAGGUACACUGAUGCUGUUAUUUCUCUCAGUAGCACAGUGUGGGUUGUCUGCAUUCCUGCAUGUAUUACUCUGUUCAAAACCCAGGUCUACAGCGGCUGACCAUGGCCACGGUAGAGUCCCACACAAAGAGGCUCUAUGUGAGUCAGGCCCCCUGGGAAAGGGAUCCAAACUGUGCCACGACAGCAAGGGUCACACCUGUAAUGGAGGCUUGGGUUUCACCGCAAGUUUGCUUUAGUCACAUGUUGUUCAGGAGGGUGGGCGGUGAUGUGGUUCUCGGGUUUCUCUCUGAAUGAUGUUUCCAAUAUUGUGAAUACACCCAGAGUGAAAACAGUCAUGCAGUCCACUGGUGUCCUGUGAAAAUAACCUCUGUGAUUCAGGAGUAUCAGGAUUAUUUAGGCCGAGGCUUGUCCUGUUUCCCAAAGCAAACUCUUUUAUCUGACUUAAAGGAGGUGUAGUCAGGAUCUGAGUUAGUUCCAGUUUUUAGGAGAAAUCUUGAAUGUAAACUCUACCCCUCCCAACCAGUUCUCCCCUCAGCUCCUCCUCUCCCCUCAAGCCCCGCCCACAAACAGACGCUCCUGCUCGCUCGUAUCGUUCCAGUUAAAUUCAGAUAUAAUGCAGAUAAAUACUUCAGAUCAUUACAAAUGGGGCCCAGUCAAGGUGAAAGUCAAAAGCAUUGGUGCUACUGUAGAUGCCAACAGACUACCAGCAAACACAAUGUUUGCAGGACUUCUACAACGAGGAUAAAGUGACAUAGUCCAGGACCCGAGGGAGGACAGUUUAGCGAUGGCGCUACAACACGCUACAGCAGGUCCGUUUGACAAGAAACACUUCUGUUACAGACACUUGUCUUACUUUGUUAAAGUGGUUUACCUGUCCAGCAGAAAGGUUACAGGGUCACCAAGAUCCCCAAGCGUCCCCCAUCGUUUAUGUUGACCCGGCUUUUUAGCUCUUGUCCGGUCUACCUCCGUUUUAAGCGCCCGUUAUUCUGUCCGAGUCACACCACGAGGGAGCAGCGUCCGCCUCACAACCAAUCAGGUCGAGGAGGUGUAGAUCGGCUUUGUUUACAACUAUUGACUGAUAUUAGAAGAUUAUUCUAUAUACACCACAAAAAAGAUACUUCUUUAACAGAAUCCUGCCUACCACACCUUUAACUUAUAGCAUGAAUACUUUCGGCAUAUACAACGUGACAAUAUGGCGUUGAACUUUGACACGAUGGCAGACACAUAAAUCUGACGGUACAUUUGAGCGUGAUCUUUGAAUUUCUGUUCACAGGGUCUGGCUUGCACUCGUCUUGCUUUUCUUUCCAUCCACUGUGGCGGCUGACGAGUCAUCCCUACUCGAAGGCUGGCGCGAUGUCUGGGUCUUUCGUUUCCUCGUCAACAUGCUGGGAUACUCGACCAUCAUCAUCCCCGGCUACCUCCUUAUUAGUUACUUCAAACGCACCAAUUAUCUCGACACAGGUUUGUGAUUAUAAGAUACUGUAACCAAAUUUGGAAUAAUAUUUGUCCUCUAAUGUGUCAUUUAUCACUUCAUUGACCUUUUGUCUUUCAGGAAGCGGGAUUUGCUUCCCUGUCAUCAAGUCCUGUGUGUUUGGGAGUGAGGCCAAAUCAGGUCUGCUGGAUGAUGUGUCAGUUGCACCCAGAAACGAGGGAAACUCAGGCUCAUCAGUCAGACAAGUCAUGAAGUUAAUCUUCUGUGCUGCCGGACUUCAGGUGGGGCUCCUCCAGGCAAACACAGUCGAUGAAACAUAAAAACACAUAAAGCUACGAGUCUUACCUCAACAACACCGUUUAAUGAUUGUGCAGCUUUAGUGUGAGCCGUCUCGUGUUUACCUAGUCACAUUGUCCUCAGUCUGGUUCAACAUCGAUAUUAAACCUGAUGUUUAUAUUCAGGGCGGUUCUGGUUUUCUCACACAAAUGCUGUCUGGAAACUUAAGAACACAAAUUAAAUGAAUAUCUCUCUGUUAUAUUUAAAUAUUUGCUUUAAGUUACAAACACACAGGGUAGAAUUUAAUGAGGAGUAACUUCACUGCAGCCAUUUAAGGUUAAAUGUUAAAGGGAUAUUCCGUUGUAAAAUUAAUUUAGGGUCAAACACACCGUAACACCGAGUUAGACCCCCCCCCUCCAGAGAUGAAUGUUGACGACCACUUGGUGUGUUUGACCCUAAAUUAAAUUUACGCCGGAAUAUCCCUUUAAUGCUGUUAGUGGACACAGGCCCUUGAAAUGGCCUGUUUCAGCAGAGUCGUUCAGUUUUAUUCUCUCAGUUGGAAAAAGCUAAAAUUUUGGAUUACUCCAUGAAAUCACUCCAUUAUCUCCAACCGAUCAAAAUCAAGACGAGGUGAAGACCUCAGAGAUAUGUGUUUUAUUGAUCAGUUCAGGUAGCACUGAGAGUAGGAGUCAUGAUUAAGAUGAGAGACGGUUUCUCUCUGACGCUCAAACAGAAAUGAACUCUGACGGCUGAAAUCUCACGUCGUUUCUCUCGUCCCUCAGGCUUCAUACCUGACAUGGGGGGUCCUCCAGGAGCGGGUAAUGACUCGUUCAUACGGAGCCCAGACUCCAGAAGAGGAGGGGGAGAAAUUUAAGGACUCUCAGUUCCUGGUCUUCAUGAACCGUAUCCUGGCUCUGACCGUGUCGGGUCUGUGGUGCAUCAUGUUCAAGCAGCCCAGCCACGGAGCGCCCAUGUACAAAUACUCUUUUGCGUCGUUCUCCAACAUCCUGAGCAGCUGGUGUCAGUACGAGGCGCUCAAGUACAUCAGCUUCCCCACUCAGGUCCUGGCCAAGGCCUCCAAAGUCAUCCCCGUCAUGCUCAUGGGGAAGAUCGUCUCCCACAAGAGCUACGAGUACUGGGAGUACUUCACCGCCGUGCUGAUCUCUGUGGGCGUCAGCAUGUUCCUGCUGUCCAGCACGCCCAGCAAACACCCGUCCACGGUCACCACCUUCAGCGGGAUCAUCAUCCUCGUUGGCUACAUCGUCUUCGACAGCUUCACCUCCAACUGGCAGGACAACCUGUUCAAGUACAAGAUGUCGUCGGUGCAGAUGAUGUUCGGGGUCAACCUCUUCUCCUGCCUCUUCACAGUCGGCUCGCUGCUGGAGCAGGGCGCCUUCUUUGACUCGCUGUCCUUCAUGACCCGCCACUCUGAGUUUGCCUUCCACGCCGUGUUGCUGUCUGUGUGCUCUGCAUGCGGCCAGCUCUUCAUCUUUUUCACCAUCAACCAGUUUGGAGCUGCAGUCUUCACCAUCAUCAUGACCCUGCGGCAGGCCAUCGCCAUCCUCCUCUCGUGUUUCCUUUACGGUCACGCCGUCACCCUGGUGGGUGGAUUCGGUGUCGCCGUGGUGUUCCUGGCACUUUUCCUGCGGGUGUACGCACGCAGUCGUAUGAAGGCGGGCCGACGGCCCGCACAGUCGAUGGGUCAGAGGGUGUAGCGCCGUGAGGCUGCAUCAAACUGGGACCUGAGGCCACGUUUUCUGUGGUGCUUCUCUGUGUGUUUGUGUCCAUCUGUUUUUUUUUAACUGUUCUUUCCUUUCGUUUGUUUUUAUUCGUAAAGGUUUAGAAAAAGGGAUUCUGCAGUUUUGACUCUCACUAAAGAAACCCCUAAGGGGUCCAUGUGACUCGUCAGGUCAGCAGUUAUAAAAGCUUUGAGUGCCUGAAAGAUUGUUUUAAUACACCGACCCCUUACCUUCAGUCAGUGUAAAGCAGACUCACUCUUCACCUCCUUCAGAGCAUUAAAGGGAUAUUCUGGUGUUAAAUUAAUUUAGGGUCAAACACCGAGUUAGACCCCGCCCCUCCAGAGAUGAAUGUUGUCGACCGCUUGCUUCUCUAGUUAUACCAACUUUAGUAACGACUGCAGGAUAGUAAUACAGAGAGACACGCGCUCAACCAAAACGCCACUCUAUAGCCACAAAUAAUGCUCAGAACAGCACCUAACUUCAUCAACAGGACAUAUAGGGUCACAGACAUAGUACUAGACACCAAACAUCUUUUUAACUUUGACUCAUUUCUUUAGCAAAGAGACUAAACACAACUCACCUACUCUCUUCCAGCAGCCGCUUGUUUGUAGUGAGACCUCAGGCCAGUCCAUUAGGGACUACAGCGGGGUGCCGCAGCUCAAGGAAGAACAUUUAUGUUUAUUACUUCAAGGAAAUGAUAAAGAAAUGAUCAUAAAUGUUCUUCCUUGAGCUGCGGCACCCCAAUGUAGUCCAUAAGGGUGCUGUUCUUAGCAUUAUUUGUGGCUAUAGAGUGGCGUUUUGGUUGGGGGCGUGGCUCUCUGUAUUACUAUCCUGCGGUCGUUACUAAAGUUGGUAUAACUAGAGAAGCAAGCGGUCGGCAACAUUCAUCUCUGGAGGCGGGGUCUAACUCUGUGUUAAUUUUACGCCGGAAUAUCCCUUUAACCAUUAAAAACACUUUCUUUCCUUCACCACCGUAUGUGGCUUCUCGUUCGGCCAGUCGAAGGGUACUGUUCUGUGUCUGUCUGUGCGUUUAAUGAAACCAUUUUUAUUUAUGACCUUUCUCGUUCAUAACUCUACCCAAAGUAUGUGACUGACUCCGUCUGAAGAGACGACACUCUUUCAUCCAUCGUGGAGCCGCUCAGUCGUGAUUACCAGACGCUUAUCUCACAGUCCUCCAUGUUGGAGCGCAGGGGCCUUUACGUGUCUUAAUGUGAGGUUAUAUCAUGUAAAACUGUGUAAACAGCCUGAACCACAUGGCGCACACUUUUUUAAUUUAGAGUUUACCAACACGCUCUAAGGCGAACGUUUCUGACAGGCUGUGUAGACGGGGAAACACGUUUGUGUACGAGAGAACAAACUUCCCCUCGGUGGGAUAAAUAAAGGUUUACCUUAUCUCUGAACACACUACUUGAUAACGGUAUGAUAAUUUUGGCCUCGUGUUACUGAAGCAGAUGCUGCUGUUUGUUCUUUUUUUUGCAGCAGGUUAUUUUAAGUCUUUAACUGUUUGAAAACGGGGCUGAAACAGUCUUGUAAAUAUCUCUCUCUCUCUCUCUCUAAGUCAUUGUUUUAUUAUUUUCAACUAACUUGUCGUCUGUUGUGUACUUUUAUAAAAGGACUGCUUUGUGUGUUUCACUGUUACAUUUGAAUGUUUGCAGGAAGACUGAAUGGAUGGAUGACGAUGAAGCUUACAGCCGUCACUGGGAUGUGAAGGGUGGGGGUGGGGGGUGCAGAACUGAAUGCAAUCAAGGGAAAUGCAAUGUUCCAGAAAUCUCCUCCUUUUUGUUAUUCUAAUAUUUCCUCUGAUAACUGGAUUAAUAAUAAAAAAUAUUAAAUUAACUGAACACUAAAAA